Molecule: messenger RNA, 1426 nt
Organism: Pyricularia oryzae 70-15
Lineage: Eukaryota; Fungi; Ascomycota; Sordariomycetes; Magnaporthales; Pyriculariaceae
Product: 3-hydroxyacyl-CoA dehydrogenase type-2
Exons: 4
Coding region: 420-1211 (263 amino acids)
Source: RefSeq, a predicted model, not a curated record
CUGGUCUACAUGCUUAAUUGAAUGUGCCCUGGAGGGAUACUCGGUGUGCCUGCGUCUGGCUGUGCACUCUAAAUAUAAAUUCUAUUUGGUCAAGCAUAAAGCUACUUGGUGUCUGAAAUAUAUUUGGUUUCGCCACUUUGGCAAGCACGUCCAAUGCCGAGGCACCCUCCCAGCCAGUCUUUUCCCCAGACGCACUCGGCUCAAAUUUACCCCCACAUGCAAACACCUAUCUCGGAAGAGGCAAGCAAGACAAGGUACAGGUAAGCUCGGGCUAAGGUACCUUAGUACCCCAUGGUAAUGUAUGCUUUGAUCAAGAUCAAACGUCCCUGAUUCUCAAAAACCAUCCUAACCUCAUUACGCAGCUGGCUUGAAUAUUUGCGUUGCUUCUACUCCUUUACCCGUAGGCUCUUUUUUUGAAAAUGAAAAUUUCCGGUCGCACAUUUGUCAUUUCGGGCGGCGCGUCCGGGCUCGGCCGAGCUUGCGCCGUAGAUCUAGUCGCCCACGGCGCAAACGUCGCCGUGCUCGACAUCAACCCAGAGCUCGGCGACAGCUUGGUCAAAGAGCUCGGUGCCGAAAAGGCUCGCUUCUUCACUGUAGAUGUCACCGACUCCGGGUCGAUAGGGAAGGCCGUCGAGGGCUCCGCAUCAUGGGCAAAGGAGACCGGGAAGCCUUUUGGUGGCGUCAUCCCCGCCGCCGGCGUCGGCUUCCCAGGACUGAUUCUGGACUCCAAGAAGAAUCCACUUUCAUUAGACUCGUUUGAUCUCGUUGUUGCCAUCAACCUUCGGGGCACCAUCGACCUCGUUAGGCAAUGCCUGCCCCAUAUCGCAGCUGCCGCCGCCGAUGGUCCUGACGGCGAGCAUGGAGUCGUCAUCAUGAUCUCCUCAUCGGCAGCAUUUGACGGUCAAAUGGGACAGACGGCCUAUGCAGCCUCCAAAGGUGCCUUGGCGUCGGCCGCCCUGCCCAUGGCUCGUGACUUGUCUAGGCACGGUAUCAGGGUUGCCGUCAUUGCCCCGGGCAUGUUUGAGACAGCUAUGACGGCUGCCAUGUCGGAUAAGGUCCGCAACGGCUUGGAGAAGACGCUCGAAUUUCCCAAAAGGGGUGGCAAACCGGACGAGUUCGCAGGCCUGGUCAGGCAUAUUAUUGAAAACUCAAUGCUCAAUGGCGUUGUAGUGAGGCUAGACGGCGCAGCCCGCAUGCCCAGCAAACUGUGAGUCUACAUAAUGUGGGAAUGAUUGUAAGGGUGUGUUUUUACAUAGAAAUCGCAAGUUCUUUUGGCUUAUAAAAAAGCCGUUAAUUGUCGCAAACAACCGACUCGCCAAAAAAAGAAAUGUUAAGAAAACGAGAAAAGACCUUCGCCAAACUCAGCACAGGAUUUGUAGAAGCGAAGACAGAUUUCAAAGUCAACUUCAGCCAAACCAGUACCGCA